CGGGUUGCUGGGCGGCGGCGCCGCUCCUGAGCGGCGGUCGGGCUCGCCGUCUCCACCUCCUCCCGUCCGUAAUCAGUGACGAGGUCCGCUACGUAAAUCCCUUCGCGGCGGGAUAAAUAAAGAAGAAAACAGGAAAGGAGGAGAACAUUGAUUACAAAUGUCUUAAUAAUGAACAAAUGUGGCAGGAAAAAAUAUAUUAAGACAAAUCUAAGACAAAUGACCAUGGAAACAAUUGAAUCUCAGCAGGAUGGAAGUAUAACAGAUUCUGUGGCAGAGAGCGAAUCUGCCCAUAUGCAGACUGAGACUGGUCAUAAUUCAUUCCCUACUUUAGCUCAGGUUUCUGUAGGUGGAUCAGGCACCGGAAGAGGCUCCCCAGCUGUAACCCUAGUACAGCUACCUUCGGGCCAAACUGUCCAUGUCCAGGGAGUAAUUCAAACACCACAGCCAUCAGUUAUUCAGUCACCACAAAUACAAACUGUGCAGGUAGCAACAAUUGCAGAGACAGAUGAGUCUGCAGAAUCAGAAGGUGUAAUUGAUUCUCAUAAACGUAGAGAAAUCCUUUCACGAAGACCUUCUUAUAGAAAAAUACUGAAUGAACUUUCCUCUGAUGUGCCUGGUGUUCCCAAGAUUGAAGAAGAAAAAUCAGAGGAAGAAGGAACGCCACCUAACAUCGCUACCAUGGCAGUACCAACUAGCAUAUAUCAGACUAGCACGGGGCAAUACAUUGCUAUAGCCCAAGGUGGAGCAAUCCAGAUUUCUAACCCAGGAUCUGAUGGUGUUCAGGGACUACAGGCAUUAACAAUGACAAAUUCAGGAGCUCCUCCACCAGGUGCUACAAUUGUACAGUAUGCAGCACAAUCAGCUGAUGGCACACAGCAAUUCUUUGUCCCAGGCAGCCAGGUUGUUGUUCAAGAUGAGGAAACUGAACUUGCCCCAAAUCACAUGGCUGCCGCCACUGGUGACAUGCCAACUUACCAGAUCCGAGCCCCAACCUCUGCUUUGCCACAGGGAGUAGUGAUGGCUGCCUCACCAGGAAGUUUGCACAGUCCCCAGCAACUAGCAGAAGAAGCAACACGCAAGCGAGAGCUGAGGCUAAUGAAAAACAGGGAAGCUGCCCGGGAGUGUCGCAGGAAGAAGAAAGAAUAUGUCAAAUGUCUUGAAAAUCGUGUGGCUGUGCUUGAAAACCAAAACAAGACUCUCAUUGAGGAACUCAAGGCCCUCAAAGAUCUUUAUUGCCAUAAAGCAGAGUAACUGUCUUUGACUUGGACCUUGUUUACUAUGAACUCUAAUCAAGGCAGGAGAUGCAGCAAUUCUACUAAUUGCCUUGUGGACUUGUAGAAGGGACACUUGUGACCCUUAAGAAUCCAGUUUGGCAUAGUGUUUGAAAUUGAAUUGGGAAUGUUGUUCCAAGAUUUAGAAUCCAACCAUGAUCACAUUUACCAUGCUUACUUCAGACUGUUUGUCAAUAGCAUGCAAAAAAUGUUUUGUUUGCCCUUUUGCUUCUACCUUUUUUUUCCAGGGAAGCUGCUAAAGAAUGUCGACGUCGAAAGAAAGAAUAUGUAAAAUGUCUGGAGAGUCGUGUUGCAGUGCUGGAAGUUCAGAACAAGAAGCUUAUAGAGGAACUUGAAACCUUGAAAGACAUUUGCUCUCCUAAAACAGAUUAGUAGAAAUAUAUAACUAUGAACUGAUUACAACAUGUACAGUUGCUUUUGAAGGCAAUACAAUAUUUAGCCGGCAAGAAUUAUGGCUUUUUUUUUUUUGUAUCAUUCAGCGUAUUCUGUCUAAUCUCUAACAUUCCUAAAAUGCUUCACUGUAUGUAGUUAAUUCUUAGCUGUAACUUCAAUUUUUAAAAAGAAACAAAGUAUAAACAAAGUUUGUAACAAAUUCUUAAAAUGCAAUAUUUGUAAGACUUGUUCCAAUGCUACAUAUAUACAGUUCCCAAUCUCUAUGUCAUGAAUAGCGUCCUAUGCAAUAAUUUUUUUUUUGCAGGUCUUUAAGAAUCAUUUUAGGAAAGGAUGAUCAAAGAUAAUGCAUCCAGCAGUACAAUAAGAGUAAACCACAUAAAAUACCUCAGGAAAGAAUUGAAAGAAAGAAUUGAAAGAAUCUAAUGACAUGCCUAUAUGAAAAUAAUAGCCUAUGAAUGAAUUUAUGGCAUUUGCAGAUUUUUAUAUUAGUUGCUUUGUAAAGAAAAUAUUGUAUUGCUGUCUUUGAAUGCCAGAGUUGAAGAGUUUUUAAUAGAACCAUGUUGGUUACACUUCAAUAGUGUGUGGUGCUCAUUUAACUAUCUGAAUAUUUACAACAAUUUUUAUUCUUUUGUAUAAUGUAAAGAUAUUGCAGAAGUUCUUAAUGUUGGUUUUAUAUUACCUUAUGGAAGUAACAACAAAAAAUAUCUGAAAUAAGUUAAAAGGUCAAGUUAAAAUUGUAUUUGCAUACCUUCAAGGGUAGGUGAGCCAUUUUCUACACUGGGUCAAGAACUGAGCAAAUACUCUUUAUUCCAUUUCAUUAGAAGGAUAGCCCAGAGCUUUUAUGCAGAAAAGUAGCCAUUAUAGAUUCAGUUUGUGUGACAUAGUAGGCCUUCCUGAUGAUGAUCUAGAAACUUCCUCUGAGGGUCCCAAAUUUCGAAUUUUAACUACCAGUUAAAGGCAUUUUAAAAUAAAAACAAAAACAAGCCAAUAUAUAUAUUUUCCAUUUCAAAACAACUUUGAAGUCUACAUUAAAGCAAAUAUGUUUAUGUCAGCACAUUCAGAUAAAGUUCAUUACAUCAAGACAACAGUGUUAACUACAAGUAUGCACAUUUCAUUCUGUUUUUAUAAUAAAAAGCUUUAGUUUACAAACCUAAAGCCCUAACCAUGUGAGGCUAUGUGAUCAUUCACUUGUUUAUGAGACAUCUGCUAUAUUUUCAACUAUAUCUUCUUAUUUGUUAAGAAUGUGCCACCUAUUCCUUGUUUAAUCGAGCUAGUCAUUGUGUUAUAGGGAGGUACAAAACAGGGCAUCAUUUGUAUAGCAUCUAAUUGCUAUUCAUCAUAAUUUCACUUUUUGUAACUCCCAGGUGGUAGGGCAUGCCAUUUUUUAACUUUAUUUAAAAAUAUUUAUUCUUCCUUCAGAGUCUGAACUCUGAAUUUCUUUUAUCUCAAUUUUUGUCUUCUAUAGAGAAGUAAGAUGAGGAAUGAAGACAAGGAAGAAAAGAGGAAAGGAAACACCCAAGUUUCAGGUGAAGGAAAAUGAUGCUUUAUACUCAUUAAUUCAUUCAUUACUAAAAAUCAAAUGUGUGCUCAGAGUGGUAGACAUUGGCAGGGAGACAUGAGAAUGGGCAGAUAAGAUGUGAACAGUGAAACGCAAUAAAUGUUAUAUGUUAGAAUUACAGAAAAAUGUAGGCAAGGAUUAAGUUAUUCAUGUAGGAGGCAGAUUUUGAACUAGGCUCUAAGUGAUUGAGCUGGGUAGGAUGGUAUUCCUGACAGAGAACACGAAACAUGUUUUAUUUCAAGGAGUCUAGAUUUUGGAGACAGGAGGUAAAGUUAGUACUCACUUAAGAGUUAGUUUAGUUUAAAAGGUAGGUGGACAAAAAAAAAAGGCAGGUGGGGAUUUUAUGUGCAUCUGUACUCUUCAAAAAAAAAAAAAUAGCCUGUGUUAUUUCGAGGAAGAGGAUUGCAUCUGAUUACUUGGGGCCAUAGAUAGCAGAUGUCGCCCAUCUCCCCAGUGGUUUAAAUAAUAAGGAAAUUUUAUUGCCUCAUAAAACUAGAAGUACAGAGACUGGAAAUCCCAGGGCUGCUUACUUCAGUGACUUAAUGAUUGCACCACAACUGGAUUCUUUCUACCCAUUCUGUUUCCUGUUUAGGUGGGUUUCCUGAUCCUCAUAUUACUGCCACAGUGGCAGACACCAGAGAGGGACAAGACACACCCUUUUCUUUUGUUCUGUUUUAAGAGCAAGGAAAACUUACACAGAAGGCCUUCAGCAGCAGACUCCCUCUUGAGUCUCACCAGCUAGAUUUUCAUCAUAACCUUCCUUAAGCAAUCACAGGCAAGGAGAAUGGAAUUAAAAGCACCAGGUUACUGGUGAAAAUUCAACCCCGGGUGCUCAGAGGGCUUUAAACUUCUAUGAAGCACACGGCUAAUUAAACUGGGGUUCUGGAAGAAUGGUAGGUAAGCUGGGGCAUUUGCCUUACAGAUGAUGCUUAAGCUCUUAAAACUGUUUCAGAAGUUAGGAACUGCUUGAGAGCCAAGCUCUCAAAUUGAACAAGAACUCAAUUCUUAGUGAUCUAAUUUCUUCUUGAAACCAAAGCUUUGGCUACUAAAAUAACACAAUUGGAUAGUUCUCCAUUCAACCUUAAACAGAUGCUGCCUACAAUCUCUUGCCAAACAGAGCAAACAGGAAGGUGGAAACUGUAUGAACAUUGCAUAUGUGCACAGUACUGUGGAGAAUCCAGGACUGUGGCUGCAUUUGUAUCAUUUUUUUAAAUCCAAAAUUUCAGAAUCUAGACUUUUGGAUAUAAAAAUUAUUGACCCUGGAUCAUGGGAUUAUGUCACAUUGUCAUAUUUAACUAGGUAGUUCAUGAUGUUAAGUCAUUGGAAAUGGGCAAGUAAUGAAAAUGAGCUGCCAAGUAGUGUGUGUCUGAAUCCUGCUCACCUGAGAGGCCACUUUGUGUCAGCAACCACACUUCUGCUUUUUUCACAUACCCUUCUUAUGCCCAGUGCAUGCUGUUUUCUAUAUGCCUAAAGUAUACCUCUCAAGAACAUAAUUGGGACUUGUGAAACCAACACAGUUUUUUCAGUCUUCAGCCAAAUAUAAUUAAAUAAGUUGAACAGGCAGGAGACAAGCCAUGAUGUAAUGAGUUUUGCUCUGCUUUAUACCAAGGUUUUCAGAAACUUAAACUUUUGUAAAAGAUGGUAAACCAAACACACAGGCCUGAUUCUGAACUACUCAAGCAUGGUGUAUUUUC
Molecule: messenger RNA, 4937 nt
Organism: Talpa occidentalis (Iberian mole)
Lineage: Eukaryota; Metazoa; Chordata; Mammalia; Eulipotyphla; Talpidae
Gene: CREM
Product: cAMP responsive element modulator
Exons: 10
Coding region: 169-1251 (360 amino acids)
Biological process (GO): regulation of transcription by RNA polymerase II
Cellular component (GO): ATF4-CREB1 transcription factor complex; nucleus
Molecular function (GO): RNA polymerase II cis-regulatory region sequence-specific DNA binding; protein binding; DNA-binding transcription factor activity, RNA polymerase II-specific
Source: RefSeq, a predicted model, not a curated record